Messenger RNA from Syngnathoides biaculeatus (alligator pipefish), 1006 nucleotides. RefSeq lists its product as uncharacterized. NCBI's taxonomy places the organism in Eukaryota, Metazoa, Chordata, Actinopteri, Syngnathiformes, Syngnathidae. The record is from RefSeq and is a predicted model, not a curated record. The transcript has 5 exons. Bases 230 to 688 code for a protein of 152 amino acids.
CCGUUCCUUCUCAUGCGCACUUCCUCCCCAUUUCCUGCUGCUAUUCCCCCCCCCACGGCACGAGCUGCCAAUCAUCUCGGCCAGUGACGUCACCAGGGAAAUUUGCUACAAUGUCAAACAUCGUCGCGUGCACUCGCGUCCCGUCUAGGCGCCGAACUCCAGCUGCCGUUUCGGUCCAGUUGCGCGUCCCGCACGCGUUCCGGGAGCAGGUGAACGGCGCUCAGACACCAUGACCCGUUACUCCGAGGGAUACGGAACCGAGGAGGAGUGCGCGCCGUCCGACCCUCAGGGGGAAAGCGACGCCGACGCCGACAUCGAGGACGCCGACUGCAGACUCCAAGAGCCCGGCUCCCUCCAGCGAAUCAGCUCGCGGCGCCGCAAACGCCAGCGCCUGGCGCGGCAGGACACCACCGAGAGCGAAGACGACGGCGGCCUCGCUCGCGCCGCCCAUCGCUGGAACUUGCGGCUCGGUCCCGACAGGACGCGCAGCCGCACCAUUCUGGAAGAGAGCAUCUCGCAGGUGAGGCCGCUGGUCAUCUCCACGUGCGGCGCCGGCAAGCGGGCGCAAGCCGCCCCGCCGCCUCGCACGCCCGCCUGGGCCUCGUCCCUCGCCCCCCCGCUGGUCGUCCUCUUGCUCGCCCUCGCCGCUGCCAUCGCGUCCUUCCUGCUCCCGUGGGUCAGAACCUGACGGCAUCAAGGGCAAGCGCUUUAUUUCUGCCGGUGUCAAACAUAAGAACGGCCGCUUGUCUCGGGUGACAAUUUUUUUUGUCCGAAGCGAUCCGACCCCGACUUCAAAAUAGACACGCACUCCCAACGACGACGACUAUGCAAGUCCUGGACUCCUCCCGUGCUGGUCGCUGAAGAAUGCCCCCGACGUCCUCGUCACCGUCUUCAGCGAGUGCGACCGGACCCGCUUUCAGCGAGACGGCGGCAAACGUGCGCCAUCAUUUUAGAACUUCGUGGACUGUACCUCCAAUUUAUACGAAUUGUUGUUCAAAAGUAAAAU